AUGAAGCGCGGGGGGCUCGACGUGGGGGCUGCACCGAGCCACUGGCUGCGUUCCAUCUUUACCCGUGCUUCCAUAUGUUGGCCUUGUCAGCGCGUCCUGCUGAUCCGUGCUCACCUGCUCUCUCUCGUGCUGGCUCAGCUUGGCUCCGCUUAUCCAGCCGCCUCCUUCAUCUUUGUCUCAUCACGCCCUCCUCCUCCUCUGCCCUCCAAACUCUCCCAAGAGAUCAACAGAGUGCGUAAGGACAUGUACAGUGACUCGGUGAACGGCCUGGUGGAGAGACACCCCCUGGAGCUGCCCGAGGCCGCGGGGCCCAUCGUCCACCUGCAGGAGAAGCUGUUUGUGCCCGUCAAAGAGUACCCAGACUACAACUUUGUGGGGAGAAUCCUGGGCCCGCGAGGACUCACCGCCAAACAGUUGGAAGCUGAGACGGGGUGUAAAAUCAUGGUGCGAGGCAAGAGCUCCAUGAGGGACAAGAAGAAGGAGGAGCAGAACCGAGGCAAGCCCAACUGGGAGCACCUAAACGAGGACCUGCACGUGCUCAUCAGCGUGGAGGACACCCAGGGCAGGGCCGAGAUCAAGAUGAGGAGAGCCGUGGAGGAGGUCAAGAAGCUGCUGGUGCCCGCGGUGAGUCCCACACACGCCGGCGGCUCUGCUCCGACCUGUGGACCCGGAGUCACAGAGGUCUGGGUCCAGGCUGCAGCUCGUUGUAGUCCACAGUAUGGGCCCUCACCGCUGACCGUGCUUCCGCUCCCGGUUUUGGCAUCAGGUGUGUCGGUGGCGUACGGUGACCAGGUGGCCCGGCAGCUGAGGCACACGUCGGACACUCGAGGCUCGACGGUCCGCCUGGCCGCGCACACUCGGAUUAAAAAUAUUAUCACAUCUCUUCCUUCCCCUUUUCGACCCGCCGAGCUCUCCCCUGCCCCACGGCACAUGAACCCUGCCCGUCUGUCUGAACCCUGCCCCGGGGCGACUGCGGCGGAGAGAUGA
Molecule: messenger RNA, 987 nt
Organism: Knipowitschia caucasica
Lineage: Eukaryota; Metazoa; Chordata; Actinopteri; Gobiiformes; Gobiidae
Source: the annotation of a GenBank genome assembly